AUGGGUGGCGGCAGCGGACAGACCAAUGCACCUUGCGGUGAUAUCUACGUUAGGGAGGGUGUUGUUGCCGUCCACCACAAUAACAACCUGUGUUGUGUCGAUUUUAGAUUCUUUGGUGACGAAUUGGACUACAUCCCGCUGAAGGCCGCUUAUCCUGCUCAUGAGCAAGGCUACUUAAAAGCAAUCCUAGUAUAUCAAAGAUCAUGCUUUUCUUUAUGUCACAGAACAGAUAUGCUCUAA
Messenger RNA from Triticum turgidum subsp. durum (durum wheat), 240 nucleotides. Lineage: Eukaryota; Viridiplantae; Streptophyta; Magnoliopsida; Poales; Poaceae. The record is from the annotation of a GenBank genome assembly.